Messenger RNA from Botrytis byssoidea, 1641 nucleotides. RefSeq lists its product as uncharacterized. The transcript is spliced from 4 exons. The record is from RefSeq and is a predicted model, not a curated record. NCBI's taxonomy places the organism in Eukaryota, Fungi, Ascomycota, Leotiomycetes, Helotiales, Sclerotiniaceae. Bases 1 to 1641 code for a protein of 546 amino acids.
AUGGAAUCAGCACCUAACGGUGCUCCAGAAGCUCCCAAACCCCCUCGCGAUCGAAUCUCCGCUAAAUCUACUGCUGAUCCUAUUCUCCGCAAUGCGAUUCGUUAUACCAUUUCCGCGAAAGAAUAUGAAACACUACAUAAGUACAUAAUCUCACGAUCGAAAGUCUUGAAGAGAAAUGCACCUACAGUUACAAAGGUAGAGAAAUUGGUAGAGAGACCAGGCCGCGAUGAUUAUAAUGCUGCGGCUGUGAGGGGUAGCUUGAGGUUAUUCCUUGCUACCAAUGCGGGAUUGAAGAUAUAUAGUUUGAUCACGGAGAAAUUCAUGGGCGCUGGUAAAGCUGGGGGGAAGAAGACCUCAUUAUGGAAGUCACCAAACUUCCGCCUCUCUCUUUCCCUUUCUGCGAUACUUCUUCUUCAUCGGAUUCUUUUCCGAUUCUUCACCCGACUUCGCGCACAUCUCCUUACAUCCGAAGCCGAACCUUUCAGACAGCGAAACCCGAAAACAAGUAAGACGCUUACAUCGAGUUUGGCACCAGCAGUUGGAGCAAGUUUGGCUGGGUUUAUGUUGGGGGUCUAUCCGAGCGACCAGCUGAGAGUUACAAUUGCGAUUUAUGCAUUGAGUAGAGCUGCAGAAAUAUCGUAUAAUUUGGCAGAAGAAGAGGGCUGGAUUUGGGGGAAAGAGGGAAGUAGAUGGGAGAGACCUUGGUGGUGGGGAAGUUGGUUACUUUUCCCAUUGACUUGUGGUCAAUUGCUUCAUGCUUUUGUUUUUGAUAGAGAUUGCUUUCCAAAGCAAUAUGGAGAUUUCAUUCUGAAAAACUCUCCUCAGUAUAUCCAAACUCGACUGGAAGAUUAUCCAGCCAAUUUACCAUGGCCAAAUACUUACGAAAUCGUCGAUAACCUCGCCGAAAUGGCCCGUCUCAAUUACCCACCCUUCGUGUCCCCAAUUCUCUUCCCCAAUAACCCUACUUUACCACAGUCUCUCAGCAGCAUUUCUCCCAUUACCUCUCCCGCCCACCCAUUGAUAACAUCCCUCACUUGCGCUACUCUCCACCCCUCGGACCCUUCUUGUCUCCGCACUUACCUCACCUACUGGAUCCAAGUCUUCCCCCGCCUCGCUCGAGUCUUUACUCUGAUCCUCUCUCUCUUCUCUCUCCCCGCCUAUCGCAAAUUCUACAAUUCCCCCAUCUCUUCUCUAAAUACCCUCGCUAUCCGUAUCCUCAAAUCUACCCUCUAUAUUUCUGGCGCCAUCGGCACUAGCUGGGCUAGUAUCUGCGCUUUCCAAUCGAUUCUGCCCAGACAUGUCCUACCUACUCAGAGAUUCUUCCUAGGAGGUGCAUUGGGCGGUCUUUGGGGAUUUGUAGUUAGAAAAGAUGCAAGAGGAGAAUUCUUAUACAGUGCGCGUGCAUCGAUGGAUUCGUUAUGGAAGGUUGGCAAGAAGAGAGGAUGGUGGAAGGGAAUCAAGGGUGGUGAUGUGUGGAUUUUUGUCAUUAGUUUAAUGGCUAUCGAAAUGGCUUACGAGAGAGAUGGAAGAUCGUUAAGGAGUGGUAUGUUGAGGAAGAUGCUCAGUGGGAUGAGGGGUGAGGGUUGGAGAGAUUAUGUCGCCGAGGAGGAAAAGAGACUAAAAGAGGAGAAGAAGUUGUAG